Molecule: messenger RNA, 1308 nt
Organism: Lolium perenne
Lineage: Eukaryota; Viridiplantae; Streptophyta; Magnoliopsida; Poales; Poaceae
Source: RefSeq, a predicted model, not a curated record
AUGGCGCUGCGGGGUUGCGCUGUGUGCUGCGCGCGAGCAGCCGGUCGCGGGAGGCGAGGCUGCCGGGUGGACCGCGGCGGGCGUUGGGCCGGGGCGCGGGGCGAGCGGGGCGCGAAGCACCCGGGGUCGCGCGGGCGGGUGCGCCUAUUAUGGGAGCUGCUGUAUGCCGAGCUGGUCGGCGCGGAAGCCGUCGCCGCACACCCCGCGCGCCCGGAUUUUACUAACUGGGCCGCAGCCCAACAUCAGCCAGGCCACCGUGCUCCCCUGCCCCGGCCAUGGCCGCCCCGCCCCCGGCCGCCCUCUCCUCGCCCCGCUCCGGCCCCGGCCGCGCCGCCCCCGGCCGCCCUCACCCCCGCCCCGCUCCCGGCCGCCCUCGCCUCGUCCUGCUCCGGCCAUGGCCGGGCCCGCCCCGGCCGCCCUCGCCCCGCCUCGGCCCCGGCCACGCCGCCCCGGGCCGCCCUCGCCUCGCCCCGCCCCGGCCCCGGCCGCCCUCGCCUCGCCCGCCCCGCUCCCGACCGCGCCGCCCUCGCUCCGCCCGGCCAUGGCUGCGCCGCCCUCGCCCGCCUCGCUCCGGCUCACCCGCCCCGCUCCGGCCGUGCUCGCGCCGCCUCGGCCGCCCUCGCCUCAGCCCCGGCAGCGCUCGCCCAGCCCCGCCUCGGCUGCGGUUCGCCGGAAUUUAGCCGGAUUCCGGCGAGGCAAAUCGCGAAACGAUUAUACAAAGACGUGAAGAACGACUCGAAGAUCGAGAAUCCAUGGACAAGGAAGUAUUACCAUGAAACAUAUCCACAAUCUUUGUUCCACCAGGACAUCGGGUACGGGCGGACGAUCUCAUCCAAGCUUGCCGCAAACUCUGCCAACGCAACCAUGUCUCGUCCAUGGAGCAUCACUCCUUCAUUCUAUGGGAUGCAAGGCACCCCGGAUGCUUGGAGGAAGGACGCUACAAGGGAGAAGGAGGCGAAACGAUGGAGGGACGAAAGUGACCCAGAAGAUGGUUUCAAGCUGAGAGAGAAGAUCAUUGGAGUUUGGAAAACUUUUGGUUUGGUUGUAGGUACGGAUGAUGACUAUGAUGAAAUCAAUAUGAGAAUCGAAGAAGAUGAGGGACUAUGCCUCAUCAAAAAGUUGAAGAUGGAAGACCAGGACAGGCAGGAAUCCCUGGAUAAACUGGACAAGCACAUCAAGAUAAUCGAAGAGAAGGCCUGGAAAAAGACACUUGAAGUGAGCAAGAACUACAUUGCUCUUCUGGAGAAAUUGGCUAAAGAGCGUUCUGUCCACAUCAUCUACCUCGAAGCCUUCACAAUCGCGUUGUAG